UGCUAGAUAUGAAUUUAUUGUAUAAACCUGUGUGGUACUGAGGUGAGGAGAGAACUUGUCAUGACUAGUUUAUGUGUACCGAAUGCACUGAGAUUGAGAUUGCCUCGAAAAACUGCGAAAGUCUGCUAACCUAGCUGGCAAGAUGUCUGUGUCAGCAUUCCACCUCCCACAAGAAAUAUGGGUUCAGGUGUUUCUGUACCUCUCUGACCAUGAGAAAGGGAACGUUCGCGUUAGCUGCAAGUAUUUCAAACGGCUGAUAGACCACCCCUCCCUAUGGAGGAACAGCGUUGUGGUGCUGAAGAAGAUUCGCGCUUGUAACGAUGAGUUUUGGACCACCAUGCGCCGGAGAAAGACCAGCUCGGUGGUGGUACAUAAAGCGGGGUUAAAGGAUUGGGAGAAGCUUGCUGCAUCGCUUCCAUGGCUGACUGCAAUAAUCAUAGAGCAGUGCUCCGAUCUGGCAACGCUCGAGACCCUACAGCGUUUUAGCAACUUGAAGAGGCUGGUCAUUCAGAGCUUUCAGUGCCCUUCCGACCUCGGCAGCGUACUAUCGCCGCUGCGUCAACUCACUCACCUCACCCUGUGCGAGCUCCACAGCGCGCCAAGAGCGCAGCUGAUUGGCGCCGUGUCCCAGCUCACCAGCCUGACCUCGCUCUUUUAUCACGAGGGGGACAAACCCAUCCCCAGACAGGUAUUCCAGGGCAUGCUAGCCAGCCUGCCUAACUUGAAGCAGCUGUCUUUAAAAAUGGGACCAGUUUAUGGCACCCUUCCAGAUGACUAUUUUUGUCUGCCCAGCCUAAAUCCAAAGAUAGCAGGAAGAGAAGGCCAUGGUAAGAAUCAUGUUGGCUUGACCAGGCUGGAGCUCCUAAAUUACAUGGACCCCAUGCUGUCUGCUGUGGCCCUCGAGCCCCUCAGCUCUCUGCAGAGCCUGACUGUGGGCUACAGGGACCAGGCUGUGGAGCCCAGCAGGUGUGCCCUGAGCACCUGGUUGAGUAAACUCCCCAGCCUGACUGAACUCACCGUCAUACGUGGAUAUCCCCUCCGUGUUUACGUGUGCUCGUUACCACGGACCCUGCAGAGUCUGUCUCUGCUCCAGGUGAUCAUGGGCCCAGGGGACAUGAGGACCAUGGGGGAGCGGACACCAGAUCUCCAGCACCUCCACAUGGACCUGUGCAGCUAUGGCAGCCAGAGCGGCCUGCAGGAGCUGCCCCUGCUCCUCCCCGAGCUGAGGAUGCUCAAGCUGCGGCACUGCAACAUGACGGAGCAGGAGUUCGUGGGUCUGGCCCGCUUACAGCACCUGGAGAGGCUGGUAGUUCUGGAUGCGCACCCUGGCCCUAGUCCUGCUCUGAUGGAGGUGAUCCAGAAGCUGCAAUUUAAGACAAACUACAGGGUCCAGGUGAUCCAUUCCCUGGUACCCAGGGACCCCACAGCUUGCUACUGUAGUCAGUACUGAGUGGUCACUGUGCUGUCAGUCACCAAGGACCAUUAAGCCUUAUAAGCACUGUUUGGCUUCCAUUUGAAUAAAAGC
Molecule: messenger RNA, 1525 nt
Organism: Megalops cyprinoides (Indo-Pacific tarpon)
Lineage: Eukaryota; Metazoa; Chordata; Actinopteri; Elopiformes; Megalopidae
Exons: 4
Coding region: 143-1450 (435 amino acids)
Molecular function (GO): protein binding
Source: RefSeq, a predicted model, not a curated record